AUGUCACAUCCUAUCACUAACAAUAUGGAGUUUAUCAAACAGGUCCUUGAUAGUGACGAGCUCUGCGAAUCCGACAAAGAUAACGACAGUGACUUCUUUGAAGAGCACUCACGACGACGAAGUAUGAUUCCAAAACGCUUGAACCAACAGCAGGAAGAAUCGAAAACGAACGAGGCAAGUUCCAAGCAUCCAACAGCGAGUAAAUGGCAUUCCAUUCUACGCAAAAUGUCCAUGACUGUUCAAAAGGACGACGCUUCGGACAGUAAUAGGCCUCCCAAUCUGCUAGGAACCCUCCAUGAAGCAACAGAUAAUGUUGCCACCAGUUAUCAUCCAAACACUCUCACUAGUUCAGACUUUGAGAGUUCGUUGAUGCUGCAAAGACCCUUCGGCGACAGCAAAGAAAUAGGCGAUGAAGUCGUCGUCGUUUCUGAAGACGUCACAUUGCCAACGGUUGAAGAGGUGGCGAUCGAAGGCAAUACAAGGGCUGAAGAAGAGGGACCUUGUUCCAAAACGAGAUUUUUUGAGAAUCCUUUUGCCUUUGACGCUGCUACUUCUUUAUCAACCGAUGAUAGCAGCAGCAGCAGCAGCAACGUAGGUGGCCCGGAUGGCAACGAUUGGCAGGCACUGCACCCGCUAAGUAUUCAUCCAGGGGUGACAAUAGCCGUGACAAAAAAGAAAUCCGCAGGUAGUAUCAAUAGCAUCUGCAGUAAACAUCGUAUCCCGGUGAUGGAAAGCCGUCCUCAGGGUAUUCUCCUGACCGACAGUCCUGAGGCCAUGACUCAAUCUCAACAGUCUCAUGAGACUCCACAAAAUGCAAGCAAUAAAGCAAAACUUCAGUGGUCAAGAACAUUUGAAAAAAUAAAAGUCGUCAACAGCUUCGGCCAUCACCGGCGAAGAUCAAGUGUCGCACCCCAUCUUUUAUCGAAACAGCCAUUAGCACCUUAUUAUCCGUCAGCAUUCAUUCCAGGGUAUCUUUCAUUGAUGUGCAAAGACGAACACGGACGAAAAGCACCGCCCAUAUUGUUCGAUGCAUUGAAUAUUGCCAUUACGGAUUCUGAAAUUGAUCAUAAUGCUGCUCAUAGGUUAUGGACCUUCCGCAUAGAGCUCCAGUACGGUGACCUUCGAUGGGUAAUCCAUCGCACCAUUAUCGAAUUUUACAACCUUCAUUUAACUCUGAAAUUCAAAUAUAUCUCUGGUUAUAUUUCGGAGCCACCCCCUUCGUUUCCUAGCCAACUGGCGCACUUGACGAAUGCUGCACUGACCUCCAUGCGAAUUGCCCGCGAACAAGAAGCAGGUGUCUGGCGCGAAGUCGCCCUCAAACGUCGUGAUGCUCUUGAAUCUUAUUUGAAGACUCUCAUACAAAAUGCGAGCUUACUCGUCAACUACGAGCUAUGCGAAUUUUUGGAACUGGGAGCCUUGUCGAUUUCAAAAGAUAUGGGCUGGAAAGGAAAAGAAGGUUACCUGGAAUACAUCGUCCAUCCUAACUCAUCAUCCGCUAGUACGACGGUAGGGCGUCUGCUUCCGCCGUCGACACACUUUCCCUGGGAUCGUUGGCAGAAAGAAUGGCUAAUUUUACGAGACUCCUAUAUUGCCUUUUGUAAAGAUAUAGGCUCUACUGCGCCCUCCGAUGUGCUACUUUUUGAUAAACAUUUUAAAGUGGCACGAGCAAACCUUGCUCCGGCGGCGGCUACUUUGGUUGGGUCCAUCCAUCCAAAUCAUUUCUUUACGAUUAGCAAUGCGACACGGAGAAUAGAAAUAAAAGCACCAACCACCAAGCAUUUUGAGGAAUGGUUAGAGAGUUUGGAAAAGGUGCAGAAAGAUUCACCGUGGGUGAUGAAUCACAGAUUUGGCUCCUAUGCUCCCAUUAGAAAGAACGCAAAGGCGAGAUGGUUUAUUGAUGGACACGAUUAUUACGAAGCAGUCAUAGAAGCUAUCCUGUCGGCAAAGUCGGAAAUUUUCAUAGAAGAUUGGUGGUUGAGUCCACAAUUGUUCCUCAGAAGACCUCCCAAAGGGAACGAGGAAUAUAGACUGGAUAGACUGUUAAAGAGGAAAGCGUCAGAGGGAGUCAUGAUUUACAUUGUCAUCUACAAAAAUGUAUCUGUUGCCUUACCGUUAGAUUCACAACAUACAAGAGAUUGGCUACAGAACGUGCAUCCAAAUAUCAUUGUACAAAGGCAUGCAAAUCUGACAGCUUCUCCGUUUUGGGCUCACCACGAGAAAAUAUUAGUGAUUGAUUAUCGAUUGGCCUUUGUGGGUGGUUUAGAUUUGUGUUUUGGCCGUUACGAUACACCUCAGCACACUUUGACAGAUUUCUGUUCUGGAGAUGAAAAUGAGAUAUUUCCCGGUCAGGAUUACUCAAAUCCAAGACUGAAAGAUUUUCACAAAGUAAGCCAAUAUGAUAUGGAGCUGAUCAAUAAAAACCAUGCUCCUCGAAUGCCUUGGCAUGACAUCCAUACGGCAAUGGUAGGGCCGCCUGCUCGAGAUAUAGCACGACAUUUUGUUCAACGUUGGAAUUUCAUCAAGUCCAAUCGUGCGAAAGAAAGAACCGACAUCCCUUUUCUUUUGCCUAAAGGCGAGUAUGUAGCAAAUGCCGAUGAAAUAAAGUUCAGAGGCUCUUGUCGUGUUCAGUUACUGAGAAGCAGUGCCGAAUGGAGUUUAGGCAUUACAAGAGAGUACUCGAUUUAUAAUGCUUAUAUGGAAUGUAUAUUCAAAGCGAAACAUUUCAUUUACAUUGAAAAUCAAUUUUUCAUUACUACCACAAGUCCCCACGAUAAACUGAUAAAAAAUAAAAUAGGUCAAGCCAUCGUAGAAAGAAUCAAAAGAGCUCAUAGAGAAAAUCAAAAAUUCAAGGUGAUCGUGGUCAUACCUGUAGCCCCAGGUUUUGAAGGUGAUUUUGUUCAGGUUGACAGAAAGACCAUGCCCUUAAGAUCCGUUGCUCAAUAUCAAUAUCGAUCUAUUUCUCGAGGAAAAUACUCUGUAUUUGAGCAGUUACGGAAGGCGAAUAUACCGAUAGAAAAGUACAUUGGGUUUUACAGUUUAAGAAAUUGGGGGAAAAUCAACAACGCAAACUUACUAUUGCCAGCAAGUGAUUCCGUGCCUAACAGUGCGCUACAAAGUGCUAUUUCAACCAAUUCGAAUUUCUUACCCCUCAGUAACAGGCGUUCAAUAUUACCAAAGAAACGUGGUUUGAAAUCAAAAUCAUCGGGCCAAAGUAACUCUAACGAUGACGUAUGGCUACAACAACAAGUAAUCUCGGCACAGUUAUCUCAAACACAGCAGCAACAGCAGCAAUCACAGCAACCAUUACAGCAGGAACAUGAUUUUUUCGAACAACAGCAGUAUAACGAUGGACGACUAAACUUUGUGACGGAGCAAGUGUAUAUACAUUCAAAACUGAUGAUAGUAGAUGAUAGAAUUGUCAUAUGCGGUUCAGCUAAUUUGAAUGAUAGAUCACAAUUGGGAAAUCGGGAUUCGGAGAUUGCUGCUAUUAUAGAAGACUCAGAGAUGAUAGAGUCGCGGAUGAAUGGCCAACCGUACAAAGCUGCGAAAUAUGCUUUGACUCUGCGUAUGCAAUUGUUUAAAGAACACUUGGGAUUAUUGAAGAAUGACAGAAAUAGCAUACAUUUUCAUGACCUUUAUCCACAAGCCAAAAAAAGCCAUUUUGAUCCAGAGCGCUAUAAGAGCAUGACUUACGAGGAUCUAAUUGUUAUGGAUCCACUGCUAGAUGACUUUUACUCAAAGAUUUGGAAUAGAACUGCUGAAAACAAUACAUUGAUCUAUAGAGAUGUUUUUCGCUGCGUUCCCGAUGACACUGUGCACAACGUAGAGCAGCAUCGUCAGUUUAUACCAGACCCAACCCGCGUUUUACCAAACCAUAUAGCGGAGCCUUGGAAUUUUACCUGCGAACAAAUAGAAUACAAGUUAAAUCAUAUACAAGGACAUCUCGUUCAGUUUCCGACAGAAUAUUUGCGAGAUAUCAGUAUGACAGCGUCUGUUAUGCAAGAAGCUGUUCCCCCUAUGGUCUUUACUUAG
Messenger RNA from Mycotypha africana, 4032 nucleotides. RefSeq lists its product as uncharacterized. Gene Ontology annotation, biological process: cell motility; intracellular signal transduction; phosphatidic acid biosynthetic process. Gene Ontology annotation, molecular function: phosphatidylinositol binding; D-type glycerophospholipase activity. NCBI's taxonomy places the organism in Eukaryota, Fungi, Mucoromycota, Mucoromycetes, Mucorales, Mycotyphaceae. The coding region runs from base 1 to 4032 and encodes 1343 amino acids. The record is from RefSeq and is a predicted model, not a curated record. The transcript is spliced from 18 exons.